GCGGGAGAGGAAUGCAUUGUGCCAGCCCGGUGCGCUCUUCCUCCCUCGCAAAUGAAUGAUGGCUAAUGGUCCUUGCUCAUCCAAAUCUAACCCUUCUUGUGGGCGUGCGAGGUGCAUUUGCGAGCGGUAGCAAGGGCGCAGUGUGGGCGGCGAGGCGUGGGGCGGGCGCGGAGCCGCAGACGUGGCAACGGCGCGCGCUACGCAGCCAGAGAGCAGCGAGGGAUCGUAAUGGUGGGCGCGUGAGUUUGAACGCCCUCGGAAUGCCACACAAUAACCCUGAUAAAGAUGUGGGUGAGGGAGGCAAUACAGUGUUCAUUGAUGCAUCAGCCUUGGGAGAGCUGUCGAGCCAGCUGACACAGCAGGAUCUGGAGACUCUAGUUGGCUUCAACAUCCAGCCUGCAGACCUUGAGGCUCUCCAUGAAGCAACGGAAGCACAUGUUGUAGACACAAGUGGCGUGCUCAUAUCAGAUGGAGUGGCUGUGGGAAAUAUUGUGGAGGUGGCUGGAGGUGGAGUGGAUGAUCCACAACAGCUGGAUGCUCACACUCACCACCAAGCACACCACCAGCCGAUGGAAGUGGAUGCACUCUCGGAGCACACACAAGUUAUUGGUGACAUGGACAUGCUGCAGCAAGGAGGAGAGCUGAUUACUAUGACAGGGGAAGAGUUGUCAGCUGGUGGGGAGUCGGGUACUGCAGCCUUGCUAGCUUCUGCUUCUACAGGCGGAGAUACUACAACCCACCAGAUUGUCACAGAGACCCCACAGGUUAUCAAGAGCAGCCUUGGCCAGUUUGUGGUGCUUCAACAAAAUCAGAAUUCACUCUCUUUGGGUUCAAUGAACAACCGCAUCAUAACAUCUGGAGGACAAGUAGUGACAACUAUGUCUGGCCUUGGGAACAGCAACAGCAACAAACCAGUUGUAGUUAAUGCAGCACAGUUAGGUGGUGCUCUUAGACAACAGAUAGUGGUGACACAGCCAGCUACUGUCCCACAGCAAGUCCGCGCCGUCCAGGUCAAACAGCCUCAGCAGACGCAGUCACACAAUAGUGGAACUGUUACUAAGGUGAUCAUCACAAGUCAGGCUGGAGGCAGCUUGGGCAGCCUCGGAGGACAGCAGGUCCGCCUUGUCACCAGUCAAAGUGGCACAGGUGGAAGCACCCAGAUGGUGCCAUCUCCCACCAAAUUUACACUCCAGCAAGCACAACAAAUGGGACUCAUUUCACCUUCAAAAACAGUGAGCCAGUCUCCAAACAAGAUUGUUGUCCAGCGUGUCAAUAUGGGGAGUUCUUCUCCCCUGAAAUCCCCAAGUAAGUUGGUGAUACCUGUCUCCAUGGCCAUGAAGUCUCCCACCAAAAUCGCCCCUGCUCCUCCCUCCGGACAACAGCAGCAGAUUAUAACACACCAGAUUAGCAGUGGGGGAGCAGUCCGCAAUAUUUUGUCCAGUCCACAGAAAAUUGUAAUCAAGAGCAAUGUUCCUCAGCCUGGCCAGGGAUCAGUAAGCACUGUCAGAGCAGGGCAGAUUGUGACCUCUGGAGGACAGCAGGUCAUCAAGAUUCCUGCCAGCCAGGUGCAACAACUAACAGCUCAGCCACAGAAUGUACAGAUGUUUUCAAAUCGGAUGAACUAUGUGAGAUUAGUGAGUCCAGGAGUGGGUGGAGGGGGCAGUGGAGGAGGGGGAGGGGGAGCAACACUCAUCCGACCAACACCACCCACCAACAAGCCCAUUGCCCCAGCUGCAUCUCAGCCUAUUAAGAUAAAAGCAAUGCCUAUUGCACCAAGUCAACAGCCCAGUAAACAGCGGGUGAUCAUCCCAGUGUCUGGUUCUGUGCCAACUGCCAGUGUUGGUGGUAGUGUUCCCAUACGUCCUCAGACAGCAAGUCUUACCUUGCCGGCCUCAGCUCUUCCCCCUGGAGUCCUCUCCAACACCCAGCCUGGCUCUGUGGUCAUGAUUCCAGCCCAUUACAUGUCUCAGCUACAGUCAAAUACAACAAAUAGUGCAACAGUCCAGAUGUCAAGCCAGCCAGCCCCGGGUACAAUAAUUCCACCCCCAAAGCCACAACCUCCACGAACAGUAAUAGAUGCAAAUGGAAUUAGACCGAGAAAGCCAUGUAACUGUACAAAGAGCCAGUGUCUUAAACUUUACUGUGAUUGUUUUGCAAAUGGUGAGUUUUGCAAUAACUGCAACUGUGCAAAUUGUUUCAACAACUUAGCUCAUGAAGAAGACAGACAAAAAGCAAUCAAGGCUUGUCUUGAUCGAAACCCUCAAGCUUUCCGACCUAAAAUUGGAAAAGGAGGCAGUGAUAAUGAACGAAGACACAACAAAGGGUGUAACUGCAAGCGUUCGGGAUGCCUCAAAAAUUACUGUGAAUGUUACGAGGCCAAAAUUCCCUGUUCUAAUAUUUGUAAAUGUGUUGGUUGUAAAAAUGUUGACGUGAACCCUGGUGUAGAAAGAAAGGGCCUAAUGCAGUUAGCUGAAUGCGCAGAGGCAAGAGUAAACCAGCAGAAUGCUGUCAAAUCCAAACUUCCUUCCUUCUCUCAUCACUCUCCUACCAAGAUGCUCUUCCCAACAUCAUCAAAAGCUAUUAGUGACCGCAAACGCAAAGUCAUAUUAGGGCAUAAAUCAGAACCCAGAUGUGCAGACACAUGCACCGAAUUCCUUUUUAAAAAACCCGAACGAGCAGAGAUGACCAGCGUUAAGGGGGAAAAAGACCAACAGGAACGGCUGCAAAAGUUCAGAAAGAUAGGGCACCUGUCAACUAACCUGCGGCUUUAUUGGCAGGGGAAACUGGGAAACAAUUCCUCUCGACCAGUGAGCACGCGGGAAGACUUCCAAUAUCGCGGCGAAAUUGGCAGCGUCGCGGGUGAGAAUUGGCGUGCGGAUUUCUUCCUCGUUGGCACCUCAACACCUCAGGCCACGCCCCCCUCUUCUACGCGAAGCUCCUCCCCGCCUAUAAACAGUAGCAACAAAUGUUCGGCGAACCUGUCAGUGCGGCUGGUCGAGGAAUUUACGUUAAAAGGGCCAGGGAUCUGUGUGAAAAUGACGCGCGGUGUUGUGUACCAGUGUGCGCGUGUGUAUGUUGUAUUCCAGUAUGAGAGGUGCUUCUGCAUUGCAAGAAGCAUGGACACAGUCAAUCCACAAGCUCAGAUUAUAAAGAAAACAGCAAAUAAGAGUGUUGAUGGGUGUGGAAAUGCUGUUAUAACAAGACAAAAUAGAAAAUACUGCCUCAUAUUCGAGUCUUUAGGGCAUACAACGAAGGAGGGGGCCCCAGACCUCCACACGCCACUGAGCUGA
Messenger RNA from Penaeus vannamei (Pacific white shrimp), 3290 nucleotides. Lineage: Eukaryota; Metazoa; Arthropoda; Malacostraca; Decapoda; Penaeidae. The record is from RefSeq and is a predicted model, not a curated record.